CUAUCCCAUAUCUUCCCUCUCAUCCCAUCUAUCCUCUCUCUCAUCCCAUCUAUCCUCUCUCUCAUCCCAUCUAUCCUCUCUCUCAUCCCAUCUAUCCUCUCUCUCAUCCCAUCUAUCCUCUCUCUCAUCCCAUCUAUCCUCUCUCUCAUCCCAUCUAUCCUCUCCCUCAUCCCAUCUAUCCUCUCUCUCAUCCCAUCUAUCCUCUCUCUCAUCCCAUCUAUCCUCUCCCUCAUCCCAUCUAUCCUCUCUCUCAUCCCAUCUAUCCUCUCCCUCAUCCCAUCUAUCCUCUCUCUCAUCCCAUCUAUCCUCUCUCUCAUCCCAUCUAUCCUCUCUCUCAUCCCAUCUAUCCUCUCCCUCAUCCCAUCUAUCCUCUCUCUCAUCCCAUCUAUCCUCUCUCUCAUCCCAUCUAUCCUCUCCCUCAUCCCAUCUAUCCUCUCUCUCAUCCCAUCUAUCCUCUCCCUCAUCCCAUCUAUCCUCUCUCUCAUCCCAUCUAUCCUCUCUCUCAUCCCAUCUAUCCUCUCUCUCAUCCCAUCUAUCCUCUCCCUCAUCCCAUCUAUCCUCUCUCUCAUCCCAUCUAUCCUCUCUCUCAUCCCAUCUAUCCUCUCCCUCAUCCCAUCUAUCCUCUCUCUCAUCCCAUCUAUCCUCUCUCUCAUCCCAUCUAUCCUCUCCCUCAUCCCAUCUAUCCUCUCUCUCAUCCCAUCUAUCCUCUCUCUCAUCCCAUCUAUCCUCUCCCUCAUCCCAUCUAUCCUCUCUCUCAUCCCAUCUAUCCUCUCUCUCAUCCCAUCUAUCCUCUCUCUCAUCCCAUCUAUCCUCUCUCUCAUCCCAUCUAUCCUCUCCCUCAUCCCAUCUAUCCUCUCUCUCAUCCCAUCUAUCCUCUCUCUCAUCCCAUCUAUCCUCUCCCUCAUCCCAUCUAUCCUCUCUCUCAUCCCAUCUAUCCUCUCCCUCAUCCCAUCUAUCCUCUCUCUCAUCCCAUCUAUCCUCUCUCUCAUCCCAUCUAUCCUCUCCCUCAUCCCAUCUAUCCUCUCUCUCAUCCCAUCUAUCCUCUCCCUCAUCCCAUCUAUCCUCUCUCUCAUCCCAUCUAUCCUCUCUCUCAUCCCAUCUAUCCUCUCCCUCAUCCCAUCUAUCCUCUCUCUCAUCCCAUCUAUCCUCUCUCUCAUCCCAUCUAUCCUCUCCCUCAUCCCAUCUAUCCUCUCCCUCAUCCCAUCUAUCCUCUCUCUCAUCCCAUCUAUCCUCUCCCUCAUCCCAUCUAUCCUCUCUCUCAUCCCAUCUAUCCUCUCCCUCAUCCCAUCUAUCCUCUCUCUCAUCCCAUCUAUCCUCUCUCUCAUCCCAUCUAUCCUCUCCCUCAUCCCAUCUAUCCUCUCUCUCAUCCCAUCUAUCCUCUCUCUCAUCCCAUCUAUCCUCUCUCUCAUCCCAUCUAUCCUCUCUCUCAUCCCAUCUAUCCUCUCCCUCAUCCCAUCUAUCCUCUCUCUCAUCCCAUCUAUCCUCUCUCUCAUCCCAUCUAUCCUCUCCCUCAUCCCAUCUAUCCUCUCUCUCAUCCCAUCUAUCCUCUCCCUCAUCCCAUCUAUCCUCUCUCUCAUCCCAUCUAUCCUCUCUCUCAUCCCAUCUAUCCUCUCCCUCAUCCCAUCUAUCCUCUCUCUCAUCCCAUCUAUCCUCUCCCUCAUCCCAUCUAUCCUCUCUCUCAUCCCAUCUAUCCUCUCUCUCAUCCCAUCUAUCCUCUCCCUCAUCCCAUCUAUCCUCUCUCUCAUCCCAUCUAUCCUCUCUCUCAUCCCAUCUAUCCUCUCCCUCAUCCCAUCUAUCCUCUCCCUCAUCCCAUCUAUCCUCUCUCUCAUCCCAUCUAUCCUCUCCCUCAUCCCAUCUAUCCUCUCUCUCAUCCCAUCUAUCCUCUACCUCAUCCCAUCUCCCCUCUCUCUCAUCCCACCUCUCCUCUCCCUCAUCCCACCUCUCCUCUCCCUCAUCCCACCUCUCCUCUCCCUCAUCCCAUCGCUCCUCUCUCAUCCCAUCUCCUCCUCUCUCAUCCCAUCUCUCCUCUCAUCCCAUCUCUCCUCUCAUCCCAUCUCUCCUCUCUCAUCCCAUCUCUCCUCUCUCAUCCCAUCUCUCCUCUCUCAUCCCAUCUCUCCUCUCUCAUCCCAUCUCUUCCCCCCCAUCCCGUCUCUCCUCUCUCAUCCCACGUCAUCACUCCCAGGCCGAGCCCCUGCUACCUGAAUGUCACUGACUCCUUCCCCAACUUUUCUGGAAACACCCCCACCAUACCCACGUCACUCUCUAACUCACCGAGUAUCCCUCCAAGCCCACCCGGAGCCUCUCCAGCCCCAACCCCAGAGCAGCUGCAGACCCAGCUCCUCUCCACCGCACUCUUCACAAACCCGCUUCGCGAGUCAGCUCUUGGCAAGUUGUCCCCUGAAAUGAGGGCGACGGUGGAGAGAGGCGGGGGUGAUGUGGGCGGGUGUUUGCUCACGGGCCCGCAGCUGCUGGUGAAUCGGGCGUUGGAUCAAUUAGGCAAGUGGGAGUGCUUGGCUGUGCUGCUCGCGAUUGGGCUUGCUGUAAAGCUCAUCACCUUGUUGCUGCUAGUGAGGCUUCGGCGGGCCAAGCAGAAAUAG
Messenger RNA from Closterium sp. Naga37s-1, 2597 nucleotides. The record is from the annotation of a GenBank genome assembly. Lineage: Eukaryota; Viridiplantae; Streptophyta; Zygnematophyceae; Desmidiales; Closteriaceae.